This is a messenger RNA of Pseudogymnoascus destructans, 1347 nucleotides long. Its product is annotated as uracil DNA glycosylase. The coding region runs from base 258 to 1208 and encodes 316 amino acids. The transcript has a single exon. Lineage: Eukaryota; Fungi; Ascomycota; Leotiomycetes; Thelebolales; Thelebolaceae. The record is from RefSeq and is a predicted model, not a curated record.
GAGUUUGACGACUUGAUUGAGUAACUAUGGAUGCAAAGCCCUAUAUAUACCAGUAGUUGUAUACAAUCUACGCUGUAUAGCGUACUACUAGGAACGCAGUUCCAACACUACGAGUCACUUAUACUAGUCAUGUGACUAAAUAGUCCAUAUCGGAAAUAUCCAACUAAGGACAUCUCUACAAGAUCAUCAUCUCUACAAGAGCACCAUCACUACAAAGUUACCCUUUAUAAAUACAAGAGAACUAUCUGCACUGAAAGAUGGACACCUCUGUAACGGAGACCCCAGGCGAACUGAUGAGACAGGUCGCAACGCACCUAUCAAGCCAGUUCAAAGACGUGACGAUUACGAUUCCAAGAAAGACAACAUGGAGACAUAUAAUGCACGAAACGGAGGCCGCAUUGGCGGAUAAGACUGAAGAUGACUCUAUUGUUUUAAGGCAGUCUCGAACUGAGGCCCAGAGAAAACACUUCCGGGAGAUCGCGCUCCAGGGUGCUGCGAGCUGGACAGAUGCGAAGCCAACUACAACAUCAGGCGUUUUCGCCCCAGGCAAAUUUAUCAGCACCCGCUAUAACACAGACUCGAUCGCACUCCCAAAGCCGUCAACGUCGAGGACUCGUAAAGAGUAUAUAUUUCCCGCAGAGGAAUAUACCAGCCCAUAUCCAGUCAUCUUGACGGCAUCGGCCAACGAAAGAACUUUACCAAUGGUAAAGGCAUCUCUUGUCCUCCGCGGCGUGGGUCAUGAUGACUCGAUAAUGGCUCAGGAGAUGCCGAAUAUCGGGAUGCUCUGGGACACUGGUGCGCAGAGCACAAUCAUAUCAGAGGAUCUCUUAUCAGACGACUUUACAAAAUACCUUGCGCAACCUGCACACGACCCCUAUCGGAACAAAGAUGCGACUAGGGUACAGAUCGAUGUCCGAAUAGCUUUAAGCAAUACAGAAAUCGAGAUAGACGCAAUUGGUUAUGUGGUACCGAAGGAGCAGAUCCCCUAUCAGACUUCCUUUGUUAUUUUCGGUCAGCGUCAGUGCAUCAAUUCGAUCCAUUAUAGCAGUGUCCCGCGUGCCAUUCUGAUGGCUAAAGGCAGAGAUAUCAGUGAGGAAGUCUGGGGAGAAUUCGUUGUUUACAAGUAUGUCAACGAUCUGGGAGACUUGAUCUCCGUUGGGGAUGUGGAGGAGACAGGAGACAGCGGGGAUGAGGGGAGGGCUAUGUGAUGGGAGAUGGCGGGGAUGAGGAGAGCUGUGUAAGACGGGGGGACAAGAGCUGUUCAAUACCUGAGUAAAUUGUUUAUGGGGUAGAGUGCCUGUAGAAGCAAACUUUCGCUAAUGCCUGAAUAAAUUAAUAUGCACACCA